AUCAAAGACGUGUUGAACUAUUUGUUUAACUUUCUUCUGUUCUCAUUUUCUCAUUUUUCUCUUUCACCUGCUUCUUCCUUCUUCUUAUUAUUGCAAGCUGUAAUUGGAUGUGAGUAGAUUUGUACUCAUCCAAUAGGUCAUAACUCAUAACACAACACACACUCUCUCUCUCUCUCUCUCUCUCUCUGUUUCUGUGAAAAACAGAGUUCACGUAUGAGCUUCUUCCCAAUGUCACCAUGGAUUUGAGACGCAUUGCUCUGCUUUCUCUUCCACGCGUCUCUCUCUAUGGUUCCCAUUUCAACUAUUCUUUUCAUUUUCUGACAAUGAGAUCAAACUUAUAGCCUCUUCUUCUUGUGUUUCUCUCUCAAAACAGAGAGAUUUGGUUGGAAAACCACGAAUAGGGUGCUAUUUUCUUCCAUUUUUCAACUUUUUACUGUUUUUCUGAGGUGGGUUUUUGAGAUCAGCCUUCAAAAUGGCACCUAUGUUCAAUUGGUGGGGGAAGGAGAAGAACCACCGCGGUGGCGGAACCCCUGUGGUGGUCAAAAUGGAGAAUCCGAACUGGUCCAUGGUGGAGCUUGAAGGUCCCUCCGAUGAAGAUUUCAUCAUUGCAGACCCUUCUUCAGGGAUUCACAGAGACAAAGGAAGAGGGAAGAACGCCAAGCAGCUGACAUGGGUUCUCCUUCUCAAAGCUCACAGAGCCGCAGGUUGUCUCGCCUCUGUGGCCCCUGCAUUGUUCAGCCUCGUCUCCGCCGUGAAACGCCGCGUGGCUUCCGGGAGAACCGAUGUUGACGGCGAGGGUGUCGGUGGUGGGAGGGGGAACGAGAGUGCCACCGUGAGGACAAGAUUCUAUUCCUGCAUCAAGGUGUUUCUCUGGGUUUCGGUUCUUCUUCUCUGUUUUGAGGUUGCUGCGUACUUCAAAGGUUGGCAUUUCGGUGCACCGAGUCUUCAGUUUGAGAAUUUGUGGGUUUCUUCUUCGUUUGGUGUGAAGGGUGUGUUUGAUUGGAUUUAUUCUAGGUGGGUUUUGACUCGUGUGGAGUAUCUUGCUCCACCUCUUCAGUUUCUGGCAUAUAUGUGUAUUAUUCUCUUCAUUAUUCAGAGUUUGGAUAGGUUAGUCCUCUGUUUAGGUUGUUUUUGGAUCCGGUUUAAGAAGAUCAAGCCUGUUCCGAAAGAUGGUGAAGUGGAUCAGGAAUCUGGUGAGAAGGGUUUCUUCCCUCUUGUGCUAGUGCAGAUCCCCAUGUGUAAUGAGAGAGAGGUUUAUCAGCAAUCAAUUGCUGCUUGUUGUAAUUUGGAUUGGCCUAAAUCCAAGUUGCUUAUUCAAGUUCUUGAUGAUUCUGAUGAUCCAACAACUCAGUUGUUGAUCAAGGAAGAGGUUAACAAAUGGCAGCAAGAAGGUGCCAACAUUAUUUACAGGCAUCGUGUGAUUAGAGAAGGUUACAAGGCUGGUAACUUGAAAUCUGCUAUGAAUUGUAGUUAUGUGAAAGACUAUGAAUUUGUUGCAAUUUUUGAUGCUGAUUUUCAGCCUACCCCGGAUUUCCUUAAAAGAACGGUGCCUCAUUUUAAGGACAACAGCGAAUUGGGGCUUGUUCAGGCAAGAUGGUCUUUUGUGAAUAAGGAUGAGAACUUGUUAACAAGGUUGCAGAACAUUAAUUUGGCAUUCCAUUUUGAGGUGGAGCAGCAAGUAAAUGGGGUUUUCAUUAACUUUUUCGGGUUCAAUGGAACGGCCGGAGUGUGGAGAAUAAAGGCUUUGGAGGAAUCGGGUGGUUGGUUGGAGAGGACCACCGUGGAAGACAUGGAUAUUGCUGUUAGAGCUCAUCUUCAUGGCUGGAAAUUCAUCUUCCUCAAUGAUGUUGAGUGCCAGUGUGAGCUACCAGAAUCUUAUGAAGCCUAUAGGAAACAGCAACAUAGAUGGCACUCUGGGCCAAUGCAAUUGUUCCGCCUUUGUUUGCCCGACAUCAUUCGCUCCAAGAUAAGCAUAUGGAAAAAAUUCAACUUGAUAUUCCUCUUCUUUCUUCUUAGGAAAUUGAUAUUACCCUUCUAUUCAUUUACACUGUUCUGCAUAAUUCUCCCGAUGACAAUGUUUAUACCUGAGGCCGAGCUUCCCGCCUGGGUUGUUUGUUACAUCCCAGCCACCAUGUCAUUUCUCAACAUCCUUCCUGCUCCAAAGGCCUUCCCCUUCAUCGUUCCUUACCUUCUCUUUGAGAACACCAUGUCAGUUACCAAAUUCAAUGCCAUGAUCUCUGGUCUCUUCCAGCUCGGAAGUGCAUAUGAGUGGGUUGUUACCAAGAAAUCGGGUCGUUCCUCCGAGGGCGAUCUUGUUUCCUUGAUAGAGAAAGGACCAAAGCAUCAAAGAGGGGUCUCUGUGCCUGAUCUUGAGGAACUUAAAGAAGAAAUCCAACUUCAGGAGAAAAAGGCAUCAAAGAAAAAAAAGCAUAAUAGAAUCUACAUGAAGGAGCUUGCUUUGGCCUUUCUACUCCUAACAGCUUCAGCAAGGAGUCUCCUUUCAGCUCAGGGAAUUCACUUCUACUUCUUGCUAUUCCAAGGCAUAUCAUUCCUCUUAGUUGGUCUAGACUUGAUCGGCGAACAAGUUGACUGAUAGCAUGUUAGGAUCAAUUUCUCUUUCAUCAGUGUCAAUUACGAAACCUAGAACCUACUCACAGAAGCUUCUCCUCACAAUGAUUCUGGAUUUUGAAUCAAUUAUAGAAGAGUUUCCGAAUCUGCACUGAAUUCGAAAGAAAAAACAAAAAUGAAGAUAAAGACUCUUUAGUCAAUACUAUGUAGAGAUAUACACAGAAAUCAAGGGUGGGCAAAGGGUGUCCUAUGAAAUCAUUGAAGACAGUUAUGGGGACAUUGUAGAGGGCUGAGAGUGUUUUCUUUUCUUGCUCAUGGUCCUUCUUACAGGCUCCUUAUCCAACUAUGGCCAGUACAAGACCCCACCCAAUUGUGUUAUUGUGGACAGAAGAAAAAGAAGAGAGAGGACUUGGAUGUUUAAGUUUUACCAUUUUUUCCCUUCUUCAUCUUGUAAUUUUAUGUUGAUUCUUUUUCUUUUUUGGAUUCAUUCUUUUGUAUGAAAAUUUGUGGUUUAAAGUUUAAACCAAGUGGGAAAUUCUAGUUGCAGUGAAAAGUCAGUUACACUUUC
This is a messenger RNA of Lotus japonicus, 3136 nucleotides long. Its product is annotated as probable xyloglucan glycosyltransferase 12. The record is from RefSeq and is a predicted model, not a curated record. Lineage: Eukaryota; Viridiplantae; Streptophyta; Magnoliopsida; Fabales; Fabaceae. Gene Ontology annotation, cellular component: Golgi apparatus. Gene Ontology annotation, molecular function: glycosyltransferase activity. Bases 473 to 2593 code for a protein of 706 amino acids. The transcript is spliced from 5 exons.